Messenger RNA from Eublepharis macularius, 3778 nucleotides. It is a transcript of the gene CNTROB, whose product is annotated as centrobin, centriole duplication and spindle assembly protein. The coding region runs from base 407 to 3352 and encodes 981 amino acids. The transcript is spliced from 20 exons. Lineage: Eukaryota; Metazoa; Chordata; Lepidosauria; Squamata; Eublepharidae. Gene Ontology annotation, cellular component: centrosome; centriole. Gene Ontology annotation, biological process: mitotic cytokinetic process; centriole replication; regulation of cilium assembly. The record is from RefSeq and is a predicted model, not a curated record.
GCAACAUGGCGCCGACGGCGUCGUUGCGUUCCCGCUCUAGGGGGAUGCCAGGAGUCGCCUCGCGCUGAGGGGGGGAUGGCGUGAGGCCCUGGCGGCGGCGGAGGGCGGCGAGGAGGCCCAGGCGGGCGAGGGAAGGCGCCCGCAGGUGGGAGAGCAGAAAAGGAAGGGGCCUGGGAUUUACCACAGUGCUGGUGGGGACUCAUUGCCCUUCCCAGUGCAUCUGCUUCUAGCCUCUUCUUCUCAGCACCCUGGACAUGUCUGAAUCAGCGUCGGUUCUCCUGGGAACCCAUCAUCAAGGGAUGCUCCAUUACGACAAGGACACCAGGCUUCUGAAUGCAGCAUUCUCCCUGCUUUGCUGAGCAGAGGAAAGCACUGGAUUCCCUCUUCCUUCCUUGCCCUGCCCGUAAUGGCGGAGAAGAGCACAUGCCGGGCUUUGAACUCCUCUAUCCGCAGCGAGGAUCUGUUGAGCGACAUGGAGCUCCUGCCAGCCUCAGCGCCCACAACCCCAGCACAGCAGGUGCCCCAUGCCCAGGCAGCCACCCCCUUUGCUUCCAAAGUAACUACGCAGCUGUAUACCUCCCUGCACCAGAGCCGCCAGGCUGAGGCUCAGGCACGCUCCCACCUCGACACCCAGCAUGGCUUGAGCCUGGCCAGGGAAACGGAGGCCCCUGAAGUAGACUUGGAGACCCUGGCAGAGGAACUGAGCCACAGGCUUUCAACCAGCGUGGAGGCCAGUUCUUACAGGAAGGGCAGUGGUAGGGAGCCUCACCACAUCUCAGAGAUGGAGAACGUGCGUUGCCACUUACAGAGUAUGCUCCGUAGCUCCAGGGAUGCUGUGCAUGGGGACAGCCUGGCUGCGAGAACCUUCGAGCGGAAAGAUGACGAUUCGUUUGAGAGUGACAGCACGGCUGCCCUCCUCAAUGCCCGGCCCCUGCAAGACGUCUCUCCACCCGGAUCCAUGGCAGGCUUUGAGGAGUUGUUUCCGCGCUACACAAGCCUUCGCCUGGGCCAGGUCCGUGAGCCGUCAUCCUACACUGAUACCCAUCUUCUGAAGGACACCUUGGACAAGGAACAGGCCCGGAGGAAGCACUGUGAGCGGCACAUCCAGGCCUUGCAGAACCGCCUCCUGGAGUUGCAGCAGCAGCUGGCCGUGGCCAUCUCAGCCGACAAGAAGAAAGACAGUAUGAUCGAGCAGCUGGACAAAACCCUGGCCAAGGUGGUGGAGGGCUGGAAUCGGCACGAGGCUGAGCAGACAGAGACCCUCCAUAGGCUGCGGACUGAGAAGGAGGCCGCAGUUCAGGCGCUGGGGAGGCACAAAGAGAAAAUGUUGGAGACGGAGCAGCAGCUCGAGCAAGCCUUGUCCUCCAUCAGCCGGGAGCAGCAAACGACCAGCCUGUAUCGCAGGGAGAAGGAGAUGCUGGAGGAGGAGAAGGCCUCUCUGUCCCACAGCCUGGAGGCGGAGGGUCAGCGGGUGCGCAACCUGGAGGCCGACUGGGAUCUGGAACGGCGGCAGCAUGAGGCACUGCGGGCCACCCUGGAGGAGCAGCAGAGGAGCUGGGCCCACCGCGAGAGGCAGCUGGAGCAGCAGUGCCAGGCCCUGCAGGAGGACAACCGUGCCCAACUGGACAAGGAGAAGGCAGCUGCCCAGCGAGAAGCUCAGAAGUCGUCCGAUGCCCAGCGUGUGCUGGCUUCAGUCCAGACAGAAGUGCAAGGCCUGGAGAGUGAACUGGAGGCCAUGCGCCGAGACCGGGACAGUCUGAAAAUGGAGAUGAGUUUGAUCAAGGCACGUUACGAGGCGCAGAAGGUGAAGCUGGAGUCGGAGAUGAAGGUGGUGUUGGAACAGCAGGUGGCAGAGCGGCUGGCCGAGGUUCACGAGGAGAGCUUGCGUCAGAUGAGCGCCAUGCGGGAGCAGCACAGGAAGCAGCUUCUGGAGCUAGGCAGCCAUCACGAGAAAGAGCUAGCCAGCCAGCUUGCCCAGUUCAAAUCUGACCUGGCAGAGAGGGAGGAGCGGCAGCAGCGACUCAUUGAGGACUAUGAGUCCAGGCUAUCCAAGCAGCAGGAAGAGAUGCGGGAGCUGCAGGCCAAGUGUCGGCGGCUGGAAACGCAGCGAGUGGAAAUGGCAAGCCAGUUCCAGGCCAUGAUGCAGGCACACUGGAACGAAGCCCUGCGCCUCUUUGCUUGCGUCUCUCCACAGUCGUGCACCAAGGAUCAGCGGCAAGUGAAGGAUGUGCCCUCUGAGCCAGGCCCUGAUUCAGAACGAGAGUGCCUUCAACUCUUGGAAUCUUUUAAGAAGGACCAGAAGGUGGAAUCCGUUGGAAGCAGCCAUGGCACAGGGGACUGCAAGGGGGUGGGAUGGGCCCAGGCUGUGCCCCUACAGCCUGUAGCUCAGCACAGCGGCCAGCAAGGGCCUUUGGAAGCAGCCGAGAAGUCCAUGCUGGGUCCCUACCGGCCCUUUCUGCCCCUGCUUCCUGACAUGGGGCGCUUCUCUUCAGAAUUCAGCCACAUCCUCAACUGCAGCAUCCUCAGCCAGCAAGGCUUCCAGCAGCUGGAGCCACAGAUGGACAACACGGGCACUGUUGCAGGCCUGACUUUCCACCCUGAGAACUUGGCAGAACACCCAUUCACUGAUGACACGGAUGAGACCCUCACCGAGGUGGUGGGCAGUGAUGGCGAGACCCCCCAGCACAGCAGUUUGGAGAGUGGAGGCCGGCCCCUCCAGCCGGACUUGCAACACUAUGUGCGCCUGCUGCUGGAGCAGUCUGCAAAUGAAAACUGUGCUCAGAAGCAGGAAGUGUUUUCAGGUGAAAACCCACCACGCCCCAUGGACCAGUCACAGCUGGGCACGUCUCUGUCCUACCACGAGCAGUCCACAGCCCUCUGGGAUCCUGUGCGAGCCCCUGUCAGCACUGUUCGAAUCCAGCCCUCCAGCAACGCUGCCGUCCAGAAAACCAAAGUUCCCUUGUCCAAAGCUGGGAUGGCUCACCCCAGCCUGGAGGCCACUGGCUCUCAGAAGCAGAAUCCUGUGCAUGAAGGGGGGAUCCUGUCCCCAAAACAAGUGGCUGAAGUCUCACGCCUCCUGAGGCAGUACCAGGCCAAGGGGAAGCCCGUACCUUCUACGGAAGAGUUGUACGGAUAUUUGCACAGCUCAGAAAUGAAAAGUGAUGGGAACGUGCUCACACGCCGGAGCUUUGAUCCCAGGUUGGCAGAAGCUGCGAGGAGAGAGGUGGCAUCCACACGGCGGAUGGGGCUUAGUCGGGAGAAGCCUCGUGCUGCCCCCAAAACUGGGAAGAAACUGGCGGCUGUGCCAACCUCCAAUAUUCGCACCAGCAGGGGAGGAAGUGUGUGGAGAUGAUCUUUCUGUUGUUAGACUGUCCCUCCUUACCCCAGUUAACCCAUUUUUAAGUGCCUGGUCUGGUUGGAUGUCUGUGGGGAAUUGCUGCCCCAGCACCAUUCUCUACUAUUUCCCCCAACUCGGAGUCUAAUAUUUGAGUAAUCUGUGGCAGUUCUGUUCAGUGAAGACUUCUAGAUGACAGACUGGGUUUCUCUUGCAGUUCACCUGCUUUUUGAUUUCAGGUUGUAUGUGUUUGGACGGGGGCUGUUUUUCAAAGAACGAGGUGGCAAAUGCUUCCUUGUUUUGUUGUGACCCCCCUCUCUACAUCUGAAUGCUUUGUUCUGAGUGUGCUUUGUUUAGACACACUUGGGUUUGUUGGUCCUUUGCACAGUUAAAUUAUUUUUGUAUCAUUAUCAUUGCUUUCUAAAUAAAAUUAAUGUUGGGUGA